This is a messenger RNA of Toxorhynchites rutilus septentrionalis, 2598 nucleotides long. Its product is annotated as zinc finger protein 260-like. Lineage: Eukaryota; Metazoa; Arthropoda; Insecta; Diptera; Culicidae. Gene Ontology annotation, molecular function: DNA-binding transcription activator activity, RNA polymerase II-specific; zinc ion binding; RNA polymerase II cis-regulatory region sequence-specific DNA binding. The transcript is spliced from 5 exons. Gene Ontology annotation, biological process: regulation of transcription by RNA polymerase II. Gene Ontology annotation, cellular component: nucleus. The record is from RefSeq and is a predicted model, not a curated record. The coding region runs from base 111 to 2432 and encodes 773 amino acids.
AACAUUUCAUUCAUAGCUUUGUUGACAAUCGUAAACCACAGUGAAAAAGAUUUUGGUGAAAAAUAUCUACAGUUUAUUUUGAACGUAUGGCGAGUUCCGAAACCUAGCAAAUGAUGAACGAUAAACCACAGCCACGGGUCAUAAUGGAGCUUUGUAGAACCUGCAUGAGCGAUCGGAGCAUUCAACUUGUUCCAGUUUACUCCAAACUGGAUGAUGCUUUUAUUGCGAACAUCAUUAUGGAAUGCACAUCGAUUCAGAUACACGAAAAUGAUGGCCUUCCAACAAACAUCUGCCAACAAUGCAUGGAAACGCUGAGGUUGUUAACAACUUUCAUCCGGACCGCUCGGGACAGUGAUCGACAGCUGCGGAAGAUCUUCAAAUCUGAAUAUUCGUUAUCGCUAGCCAUUGAUCCUGUUCUUGUGGUCGACAGUUCGAAGGGUGAUGGUCUGAGUAACGACACCGAUGUGUUCCAAUUUGCGGAAGUGAAAAUCGAACCCUCUGAGACGCUGCAUCCCGAGGAAAAUGAAGGCUCCGACGAGGCAAUCUCAAGUGACAGCAAUAGUGACGACGGUAGAGACAGUUUACGUGACGAUUCUGAUAAAUCCAGCGAUGAGACCGAGAGCAACAGUGAUUGGGACGGAAGCGAUCAGGGAGAGUACAGCACUCCCAGGGAGCACAAAGUUCGAAGGAAACCCGGUCCCAAACCGAGGCCAAAGUCUUCUGAUUCCGACGAUAGACCAGCUCUAAAUAAGCGCAAACCUAGGACCGACGAAGAGGUACUCAUGAAUGAAUACGAACAAGAGUUGUACACAGUAAUUGAUAUCGAGAAGGAUAAACAUAUUUGUUGUGGAUGCUUGCUUAUUUUCAAUACCGCACAAGAACUUGACUCGCAUAGGGGGAAAACGCAUGUUCGAAGAAGGGAAUCUAGUCCAACGAAAAAUUCUUCCAAGAUAAUUUGUGAUGGCUGUCUGCGCAAGUAUAAAUCCAAGCGGCGGGUAAAUUAUCAUAGAGAACGUGUCCGGCAGCUGCAGACGAUAUGGGAGUGCAAUAAAUGUAAAAAUAGGUUCUCGGAAGCUACGAGAAGGCGUUCGCAUGCCAAGAAGCAUCCUCACAAAGAAGGACCAACAGCCAUAGUUGCACCGAUCAAAGAAGUAGUGCAACAAGAGCUAGGAUGGAUAUGUUGCGCACAAGCAUGUGGUCAAUCUUUUCCCACGGAAAAAGAACUAAUUACACAUGCUCUGAAAGCCCAUCAAAUCAAUAAACAGGAAGCAGAGUUGGAAGAAAACCAAAAUAAGCCGGUACAGUGCCAAGUAUGUUAUCGACGUUUUCACGACAAAAACGGACUCAUUAAUCAUCAGCAGCGACUUUAUCGGUUGCACAAGUACCAGUGCGCUCUAUGUGGAUUGCAAUUCAACAGCGGAGGGCGACUGACCGAACAUGAAUUGACCCACCAGAAUGAGAAACCAUUUAAAUGUGAAGUCUGUGACAAGGCUUUCACCCAGAAGGGCAAUCUGAAGACGCACAUGUCUGUUCACACGAACGAGAAACCAUUUCAGUGCACUGUCUGUGGAAUGGCUUUCCGCCAAAAAGGUGGUUUGAAAACACACAUGUCCAACCACGUUGAAAACCCCCAGUUCAAGUGUGAGGUUUGCUUGAAAAUGUUCAAAGCCAAGUUACAUUUGCGCUAUCACAUGCGUAUCCACAACGGCGAGAGACCUUUCCCAUGUCGUUAUUGUGAGAAGGCUUUCACCGAUUUCACAAAUCGAAUGAGACAUGAAAUGAGUCAUACGGACAAUCGUCCUAUCGCGAAAAUAUUUUGUGAUGCAUCUACACAGACCGACCGGGAAGAGCUGAUCAGUUCUCCUGAUUCGACUGAAUCGAAGCUCAAUAUGUGUUUGUCACUACUGGCACAGGCAAAUUACAAAUUAGAUGCUCUGGGUGGUUCCACCGCAUCUGCCCGCCAUGAACCCGUAGUGAAGCCUGUAACUAUCAGCAAAAUCGACCUGAAGCCAGUGAAAGAUGUGUAUGAGAUGGAAGCGUUGGAGGAAGGUUGCAAGAACGAAGAAUUCGUGGAAUCAAUCAUUGCCUCCAUUGGUAAACUUCACGGUCGUCAACGGUACACAGGAAAAGGGGUUACCGUUAGUCUCCAGAUUAUGGACUGUUUCUUCGAACGUCAGUUUCUCCUUCAUUGCUCGUGGACUGGCACAGGACGCAAAUCUUCUGACCAGGAACAGGUUCAGCGAAAGGUUCCGUUCUGUAAAUUCGGAGGAGUGAUCAAUCUAUUCUACCGAACCGUUCUCCAUUCUGAUCCAGAGUUUUCAAUGGCUGAGUGCAAGGAAGUUUUGCAUCGAUGUUUGAGAAAUGCAAAGCAACGUUUUGUGGAAAAUACUCGCACGAGGAAGCCGGUGGCGCGUAAGCGCAAGCGUCUUUAGGAGUUGAUUCAGAGGAAAAACAAAACGAGUAAGAGAAGCAAUUGAAGUUGAACUGUUUGGUGAAAUAGGAAUUAUGAAGCCUUUAUUUAUCAAAUGAUUUUUAGAAAUAGAUCCAAAAAUGUUAUUUUUUCAUAUGAAUUUAAAUAAACCACAAUAUGUAUCAGUA